CUGGCGGAGGAGACAGUAUCCCGGGGUUGGGUGGUGCUGGCGGUGUCCUUAGACAUCUCCAACGCUUUCAACACCCUACCCUGGAGUUGCAUUCGGGAGGCGCUGAAUUACCAUCGCGUGCCUCCCUACCUCCGCCGCACAAUAGGGGCUUACCUUGAGGAGAGAUGCGUUACCUAUUGGGGACGUGACGGCGCUGGUCAGCGCGUCAUGUCGUGCGGUGUUCCGCAGGGAUCGGUCUUGGGACCGCUCCUGUGGAACAUCGGCUACGACUGGGUGCUGAGAGGUGAACUACCGUCGGGCGCCGACUUGACGUGUUAUGCGGACGACACGCUCGUCACUGCCCGGGGGAGUUCGUACAGGGAAGCAGCGUUGGUUGCCACGGCUGCGGUGUCACAAGUGGUGAACCGCAUCCGGCGCCUGGGCCUGGAGGUGGCCCUAAGUAAGUCGGAGGCCAUGGUGUUCCAUGGCCCUCGACGCGCGCCGCCGCCGGGUUCACACAUCGUGGUCAGCGGGGCCCGGAUAGCUGUCGAGUCCACCAUGAAGUAUCUGGGAUUGGUGCUCGACAGCCGAUGGGAAUUCGGACCCCACUUCCGGCGGCUGGCGCCCAAGCUGAUGGGUGCAGCUGGCGCGCUAUCAACGUUGCUUCCCAACUUGGGGGGCCCGAGCGCCGCCUGUAGGCGGUUGUACGUGGGAAUCGUGCGGUCCAUGGCCCUGUAUGGGGCCCCUGUGUGGGCGAUGGACAUGACGGCCAGCACUCUCGCCAUUCUGCGUAAACCGCAGAGGGCGAUGGCCGUCAGAGUCGUCCGCGGGUAUCGCACGAUUUCCUACGAGGCGGCUUGCGUCCUGGCCGGAUCCCCGCCCUGGGACCUAGAGGCGAAAGUACUCGCGUCAUUAUAUCGAUGGCGCGAGGAAGAGCGGGCACGGGGCUCGAGGCCGGUGCAGCGGCAGAUCGCGCUGCGCCGAGAGGAGCUCCGUCAGGUCUUGGUGGCGGAAUGGCGGCAAAGGCUUCUGCGCCCUACCGCCGGCCUCGCUACCGUCGAGGCGAUCCGGCCAGUACUCGACGACUGGCUCGGGAGAAGGCACGGCUCCCUGUCGUUUAGGGUGACGCAAGUGCUGUCGGGGCAUGGCUGCUUCGGCAAGUACCUGUGCCGCAUAGACAGGGAGCCGGACGCUCGGUGCCACCACUGCGUCCAUUGCGGGGAGGACACGGCGCAACACACGCUCGCUGAGUGUGUAGCUUGGGAGGAGCAGCGCCGUGUCCUCACAAAUAAAGUAGGAGGCGAUCUGUCGCUGCCGGCCUUAGUGCGGAAGAUGGUCGGUAGCGCAGAGUCGUGGGAUGCGGUGGUGUCCUUCUGCGAGGACGUGAUGUCGCAGAAGGAAACUGCGGAACGGGAAAGGGAGAUCUCGACUCCCUUCCCUGGCCGCAGAAGGCGCACCGGGCGCAGGAGAAGGGCGGACAACGCCCUUUUCCGGCCCCCAUAA
Messenger RNA from Parnassius mnemosyne (clouded apollo), 1482 nucleotides. The record is from the annotation of a GenBank genome assembly. Lineage: Eukaryota; Metazoa; Arthropoda; Insecta; Lepidoptera; Papilionidae.